AUGCUUCUCAAAGACUGUUUUCGACGGCCGUCGCAAGCCAUUAUUCGGAAAAAACAGCUGGAAAAAAAGCUUACGCAGAUGAAAGAAAAAUUCCACACAUCGGUCAAAAUUCUUCUACUGGGUGCUGGUGAAUCCGGGAAGACGACCAUCAUUAAGCAAAUGAAAAUUUUACAUGAGCAAAACGGGUUCAGCUUUGAUGAACGAUUAGAAAAGUUACAUGACAUUAUCGAGAAUAUCCAUGAAUCAAUUCACGAACUAGUGCGACAAGUGAUCCUAAUGAAUCUUCAAUUUGACUCGAAAGAAAACCAUCAAUGCGCACAAGAAAUUAUGAAAAUGGGAAAACAAGCUCCUUGGCAUUUAAAUAUGGAGUACGUGCAACGUGUUCGUACAUUGUGGUCCGACAAUGGCGUGAAAAAAUGCUUCAAGCGAUCCAAUGAAUAUCAACUGAUCGACAGUGCAAAAUAUUUCCUGGAUCGAAUUGAAAUAAUCUCCAUGCCUGGAUACAUUCCAACGAACGCGGACAUUCUCAACUGUCGAAAAACAACUAAUGGUAUACAAGAGGUACGUUUCCGUAUUACAAUGCCAAGAUCGUUUGGAGGGGGAUGUCAGGAGUUUCGAAUCUUUGACGUUGGCGGACAGCGCAGUCACAGGACCAAGUGGAUGCAGGUGUUCGAAGGGAUCGAAGCAGUGCUGUUUAUGAUUGCCUGCGGCAGUUUCGAUCAAACAUUAAGGGAGGAUCCUUCAAAAAAUCGUUUGGCUGAAGCGUUGGAACUGUUCAGAGGUGUUUGGCACAACCGGUUUCUGGCGGAGACGGGACUCAUUGUGUUUCUUAACAAGCAAGACAUUUUGAAGCAGAAAAUCGCAGCAGGAAAAUCGAUUAGAGAUUACUUUCCAGAAUACAAUGAGUUUCAGAUAGACAGUGACAUAUGCGAUGAGUACACAUGUACGAGAACUUUCAUAAAGUCUAUGCUGGUGGACAUAACGAACGAACCUCCACGGCGCACUUCUCAUUUGAUAAAGCGGAAACGUUCCUGCUAUUACCAUUAUACGAUUGCGACUGACACUAACAACGUUCGAAUGGUUUUUAAUGAUGUGCAUAAUAUUAUUCUAGCUAGAAAUUUACAAAAUAUAGAUGUUAUAUAA
Messenger RNA from Sabethes cyaneus, 1143 nucleotides. RefSeq names its product guanine nucleotide-binding protein G(f) subunit alpha (gene Galphaf). Bases 1 to 1143 code for a protein of 380 amino acids. Lineage: Eukaryota; Metazoa; Arthropoda; Insecta; Diptera; Culicidae. The transcript is spliced from 4 exons. Gene Ontology annotation, biological process: adenylate cyclase-modulating G protein-coupled receptor signaling pathway. Gene Ontology annotation, cellular component: heterotrimeric G-protein complex. The record is from RefSeq and is a predicted model, not a curated record. Gene Ontology annotation, molecular function: G-protein beta/gamma-subunit complex binding; GTPase activity; guanyl nucleotide binding.